Messenger RNA from Sporothrix schenckii 1099-18, 741 nucleotides. RefSeq names its product signal peptidase protein complex. The transcript has 3 exons. The coding region runs from base 1 to 741 and encodes 246 amino acids. Gene Ontology annotation, cellular component: signal peptidase complex; membrane. Gene Ontology annotation, biological process: protein targeting to ER. The record is from RefSeq and is a predicted model, not a curated record. NCBI's taxonomy places the organism in Eukaryota, Fungi, Ascomycota, Sordariomycetes, Ophiostomatales, Ophiostomataceae.
AUGUCGCAAGAAAAGAUUUCUGUCUACAAUCUGGCGGACCUCAAGAACACGUCCGACGAUGCCAUCCCCAACUACCUCAACUCCCUGCGCUUUGUCCAGUCGCACCGCCUGGCCGAUGUGCGCCUUGCCCUCGGCUACGGCGCCCUGGCUGUUGCUGUCGCCUGUUUUCUGUGGGACUACAAGCUCGGCUUCGACAGCACCAAGUACUACUCGGCUCUCGCCGUCCUCGUCUACAUGGCGCUCAACGUCGCCCUGACCUAUUGGUCGCGCUACGUCGAGGGCGCAACCGUCUAUGUCGGCACGUCGCCCAGCGGCGAAACCAUUACCAUUGCCACGUCCGUCGAAAAGUACACACCCGUCUACAAUGUCGACAUCACCAUCACGUCCAAGUCCAAGGCUGCGGCCCAAAAGAUCGCCAUCUCCCGCCCCUUUUCCGAGUGGUUCGACAGCGCCGGCAGCUUUAUUGCCGCUCCUUUCCAGACCGUCCUUGCGACCGCUGUGCCAGCAAUUGGCCAGGCCGAUCCAAAACGUGUGGCCAGCGUUGCCCCUGCUGCGGAAGCGUCGGCAGCAGCAGCACCAGCAACUUCGUCACAACCCGCCUACAGUCCGGCCGUGCUGGAAAUGUUGGCUGCCGGAGCAGCUGCCGACGCAAGCGAGAGCGACUCGGGCGUUGCCACGGCCACAGGGACAGCUGGCAAGAAGGGUGGUAAGCGCAGAAAGGCAGCGCCCAAGGCGGCAUGA